AACACGUAGCGAUAAGAGAACUUGAUAUUUUUACAAUUUAAUCAUACAAACAAGCAUCUUUACAAGAACCCUAUACAAUAUACAAUGGCUUUACAAACUCCAAGACAAAGAGCAGCUAAUGCCAAGUGGUCCAAGAAGAUCGAAAAGCAACAUGGUAGACCAAAGUCAACUAAGUCUGGAUUCGAGUUCCCAGUUUCCAAAUAUUGGGUGUAUGCUCUUGUAUUCUUAGUCUGUGGUGGUGGUAUUUUGGAGAUCUUGCAUCUUUUCUUUUAAGUAGUAAUGUACAUUUUAAUGAUUUGA
[Candida] anglica is the source of this 300-nucleotide messenger RNA. NCBI's taxonomy places the organism in Eukaryota, Fungi, Ascomycota, Pichiomycetes, Serinales, Debaryomycetaceae. The record is from the annotation of a GenBank genome assembly.